AUGACGCUGAUCGGCGCGGUCUUCGGCGCGGCCAUGGGCCUCAACACCAAGCUGCUCUCGAACGCGCUGCAGAAGGUCCCCUACAUGCGCCACCCGUGGGAACACGUCGCCUUCAUCGGCAUCGGCGCCUACGUCGGCCACAUUGUCGCCGACAACUACGAGACACAGGUCAACGACGUCGCGGCCCUCCGCACGAUGCUCGGCAAGCCCGAAGAACGUCAAUAA
Molecule: messenger RNA, 225 nt
Organism: Saprolegnia diclina VS20
Lineage: Eukaryota; Oomycota; Saprolegniomycetes; Saprolegniales; Saprolegniaceae
Exons: 2
Coding region: 1-225 (74 amino acids)
Source: RefSeq, a predicted model, not a curated record